Molecule: messenger RNA, 1662 nt
Organism: Glycine soja
Lineage: Eukaryota; Viridiplantae; Streptophyta; Magnoliopsida; Fabales; Fabaceae
Product: F-box/kelch-repeat protein At3g23880-like
Exons: 2
Coding region: 328-1485 (385 amino acids)
Molecular function (GO): protein binding
Source: RefSeq, a predicted model, not a curated record
UAGCCUUUGCCACGACAAUGCUAACGUUAGAAUGCUUAGUGCAGUCAAAUGAAUGCUAAUGUUAGUCAUUAAAAUAUUACGCUCCUCUAUUAUUCUUUUUCUUUCCCAAAUCCCAAAUCUCUCUGAACCAGGUUUCCUUCCGUCAUCGACAUCGUCAAAGCAGUGUUUGGCUUCUCUGGAUAAAGCGAUCAAAUUGCUUUUUGCUUAGAAUUUUUGUUUGAGAAAAGUCUAACCUUGACUGAACUCCAAACUCUCGAUCCCGUCAGGUUUCAUUCCGUCAAUCUUGAUCCCGGUUUUGAAAUAACAACAUUGGGUGACCCAACUAAGAUGGCAAUGGCCCAGCUCCCUCAGGACCUCAUAGAAGAAAUUUUGUCAUGGCUUCCCGUCAAAUCUCUUAUGCGUUUCAGGUGUGUUUCUAGGACUUGGAAUUCCCUAAUCUUCCAAGCACACUUUGUCAAAUUGAACCUUCAAAGGUCAUCUAGAAACACCCACGUCCUAUUAAGGUGUCAAAUUAAUACUGUGUUUGAAGAUAUGAGGGAUCUCCCAGGCAUCGCCCCAUGCUCUAUAUGUAGUUUACUUGAGAACCCAUCAUCCACUGUUGACAAUGGUUGCCACCAGCUAGACAACAGAUACUUAUUUAUAGGUUCCUGCAAUGGGUUGGUUUGCUUGAUUAAUUUGGUUGCUAGAGGUGAAUUCAGUGAAUACCGGGUCUGGUUUUGUAACCUGGCCACAAGGAUCAUGUCUGAAGAUUCACCACACUUAUGUCUUCGCUCAUGCAAUUAUAAACUUUGGUGGUAUCAAGUGAAGUGUGGGUUUGGUUAUGAUGAUCGGAGUGACACUUACAAGGUGGUGUUAGUCCUUUCGAAUAUUAAGUCACAAAAUCGGGAGGUGAGAGUUCACCGCUUAGGUGACACUCAUUGGAGAAAGGUUUUAAAUUGUCCGGAAUUCCCCAUUUUGGGAGAAAAAUGUGGACAACCUGUGAGUGGCACUGUUAACUGGUUCGCAAUUCGCAAGUUGGGUUUUGAUUAUGAAUGGGAAACUGUCACCGUCGAUCAAUUAGUAAUUUUUUCAUAUGAUCUAAACAAGGAGACAUUCAAAUAUUUGCUGAUGCCGAAUGGUCUUUCUCAAGUUUCCCGUGGCCCUGAACGUGGGGUAUUGAAGGGCUGCUUGUGUCUUUCUCAUGUUCACCGGAGAACCCAUUUCGUUGUUUGGCUAAUGAGGGAAUUUGGAGUUGAAAAUUCUUGGACUCAAUUGUUGAAUGUAACUCUUGAGCUUCUUCAAGCCCCUCUGCCCUGUGUAAUACUGAAGCUUCUGUGCAUCUCUGAAAAUGGUGAUGUCCUGUUGCUGGCAAAUUAUAUAUCUUCAAAAUUUAUUCUCUAUAAUAAGAAAGAUAAUAGAAUAGUCCAUACUCAAGAUUUCAACAACCAAGUGCCAAUGUCCUCCCAUGAUUAUAUUCAAAGCUUGGUUUUGCCAUAUGGAAAUUAAGGUACCGUACGUUUGCUUAUAUGAGUUUUUGUUAAAUUAUGUAAGUGUUUUCAGAAUCUUACCAUUUAUUGUAUGCACAUGACAGAUUGUGUGGAUAUUUUGGGUUGUUCCUUACUUUGCUGGAUGGUUCUAUUGGCUAUUGCUAAUUGUGUGUUUGCUUUGGUUUUGGCUGCAUUA